Salvia miltiorrhiza (redroot sage) is the source of this 2331-nucleotide messenger RNA. RefSeq names its product low affinity sulfate transporter 3. Bases 143 to 2125 code for a protein of 660 amino acids. The record is from RefSeq and is a predicted model, not a curated record. Gene Ontology annotation, cellular component: membrane. NCBI's taxonomy places the organism in Eukaryota, Viridiplantae, Streptophyta, Magnoliopsida, Lamiales, Lamiaceae. Gene Ontology annotation, biological process: transmembrane transport. The transcript is spliced from 11 exons. Gene Ontology annotation, molecular function: secondary active sulfate transmembrane transporter activity.
UUAUAAACAGCGUGGCGCUUUCAAGGCCCCUCACGCAUGGAGGAUUUGUAUUUAAAGUGCCAUAACAGAAUCUUCUAUCUCUAACUCUCCUUCCUUGGCUUGGGUUCCCCCAAACACUUCAAAUUAACACUAGGCAGUAUCCAUGGCGUCCACCACGCCAGCUGCCGAAAUGGAGCUACAGCCGGUGAACGCUGUCGCGGCCGCAGCUGCCUCAGAGAGGGCCAAAUGGCUGCUCAGCUCUCCCAACCCGCCCUCCCCUUGGAGGCAGGUCUACAACUCCAUGAGAGAGUCAGUGCUGCCCGGAAUUAAAUCCGGGCAGCAGCCACGUCGGAACAAGCUCCUCGUCUUCCUAGAGGGCUUGUUCCCUAUACUUAAGUGGGGCAGAAACUACAAGGCCACCAAGUUCAAGAAAGAUCUCCUCGCGGGCCUUACGCUCGCCAGCCUCUGCAUUCCGCAGAGUAUUGGAUAUGCUAAUCUAGCCAAGCUUGACCCUCAAUAUGGACUAUACGCGAGCGUGGUGCCGCCGUUGAUCUACGCCCUAAUGGGGAGUUCGAGAGAGCUGGCCGUGGGGCCCGUCGCCGUGGUCUCGCUGCUCCUCUCCGCCAUGGUGUCGAAACUCGUGGACCCUGCCGCCGACCCGGCAUUGUACAGGCGGAUCAUCUUCACCGUCACCUUCUUCACCGGCGCCUUUCAGGCCAUGUUUGGCGUGUUCAGGUUUGGGUUUCUCAUCGAUUUUCUGUCACAUGCUGCGAUAGUCGGAUUCAUGGGCGGCGCCGCCAUUGUUAUCGGGCUGCAGCAGCUCAAGGGACUGCUCGGAAUCAGCCAUUUCACCUCCAAAACGGAUGUCAUCUCCGUUUCCAGCGCUGUAAUCGAAGCUCUUCGUCACCAAUGGUAUCCAUUGAAUUUCGUCCUGGGCUGUUCGUUUCUGAUCUUCAUUCUAGGCUGCCGGUUCAUAGGAAGAAGAUACAAGAAGGUAUUCUGGUUACCGGCCAUGGUAUUCUGGUUACCGGCCAUGGCGCCGCUCUUCUCGGUGAUGCUAUCGACCCUCAUCGUCUACUUAACGGAGGCCGACAAACGCGGUGUGAAAAUCGUGAAACACCUCAGAGCUGGUCUAAAUCCCACCUCACUUCAUCAGCUCGAUUUUGGAGCUCAACAUGUUGGUGGAGCAGCAAAAAUUGGAUUGAUUUGUGCACUUAUAGCUCUCACCGAAGCUAUAGCUGUUGGGAGGUCUUUUGCUUCGAUUAAAGGGUACCAUUUGGAUGGGAACAAGGAGAUGGUUGGCAUAGGAUGCAUGAACAUUGUUGGAUCUUUGACUUCUUGCUAUGCUACAACUGGUUCGUUUUCUCGAACAGCGGUGAACUUCAGCGCAGGGUGCGAGAGCGUGGUAUCCAACAUUGUGAUGUCAAUCACAGUGUUGAUAGCGCUGCUGUUUUUGACGAGAUUAUUAUACUACACACCACUCGCAAUAUUGGCUUCCAUAAUCUUGUCAGCCUUGCCUGGCCUUAUUGACAUAAACGCAGCUUAUAACAUAUGGAAGGUCGACAAGUUGGAUUUCAUCGUUUCUCUUGCCGCCUUCUUUGGUGUCUUGUUUGGCUCCAUCGAAAUCGGCCUCCUCGUCGCGGUAGGAAUUUCAUUUGGGAAGAUAAUUCUGCUGUCUAUCAAACCUAGUACAGAAGUACUCGGUAGAUUACCAGGAACAGAUAUUUUCUGCAGCGUUAAUCAAUUUCCCGUCGCCACCAAAAUUCCAGGCAUCAUCAUUAUUCGAAUUAAUUCUGGAACAUUGUGCUUUGCAAAUGCUAAUUUCAUUCGAGAAAGGAUUUUGAAGUGGUUGUCCGAUGAAAAUGAGAUCAACGGAAGUAAUAAAGCAGGGAUUCGUGUCAUGAUCCUCGACAUGACCAAUGUAAUGAACAUCGAUACCACCGGAAUUCAUGCUAUGGAGGAGCUGCACAGAGAACUGAUUUCUCGAGGGAUAGAGUUAGCAGUGGCAAAUCCAACAUGGCAAAUGAUUACAAAAAUGAAAGCAGCAAAUUUAGUCGAAAAAAUGGGAGCGGAAUGGAUUUUCCUGUGUGUAGGUGAUGCAGUGGAGGCAUCUCUCCGUCUCAAAAUGAAUAUGUAUAGUUGUUAAAUUUAUGAAUUGAGUGUGAACUAAUAUUGCAAUAAGAUAAAUACUAAGGUGAACUUAGUUUAGUUGAUAAUUUUUCCCCCUUUAAUUAAUAGAACGAAAUUAAAGUCUGCAUUUGAUGUGCGUGGGUGUGGAGUGUGUGAGUUGUAAUAAUUUAAUAAUAAUAAAACAAUAUAAAUUUGUGAAAUAUCAACGUUUCGAUUUAUAUA